Messenger RNA from Phalaenopsis equestris, 725 nucleotides. Its product is annotated as probable amino acid permease 7. The record is from RefSeq and is a predicted model, not a curated record. Gene Ontology annotation, cellular component: plasma membrane. NCBI's taxonomy places the organism in Eukaryota, Viridiplantae, Streptophyta, Magnoliopsida, Asparagales, Orchidaceae.
UGGAUCGAACAAUAUCACCUGAUUUUGAAGCCUUUGGUUAACACACUAUCCCAACCAGGAACAAUAUGGACAUGUAUAGCUCAUAUAAUAGCAGGAGUCAUUGGUGCUGGUGUUCUAUCCCUGGCAUGGAGCACUGCACAAUUGGGAUGGAUUGCAGGCCCUCUGGCCAUGCUUUGCUUCGCCAUCUUGACCUUCAUUUCUGCCUUCUUGCUCUCUGAUUGUUACCGUUCUCCGAAUCCCAUUACUGGCAUCAGAAACUACUCUUAUAUGGACGCAGUUAGAGUGACGUUAGGCAAAAAGCAUACUUGGGUCUGUGGGUUUCUGCAAUAUCUUAGCUUGUUUUGGGCUUCUACUGCGUUUGUAAUUACUACUGCAACUUGUAUGAGGGCGAUACAUAGAUCGAAUUGUUAUCAUAAGGAAGGUCACAAUGCUCCAUGUUCAAGUGAUGAUAGAUCCUUUAUGUUGUUGUUUGGGUUUAUCCAGAUUUUAUUCUCCCAGAUUCCAAGUUUCCACAACAUGCAAUGGCUCUCAGUUGUGGCUGCUAUUAUGUCGUUCUGCUACUCUUUUAUUGGAUUUGGACUAGGAUUUGCCAAAGUGAUUGGUAAUGGAAUGAUCAAAGGUGGGAUUGGAGGAAUCUCUGCACCAACCACUGCCCAGAAAGUUUGGCGCAUUUCUCAAGCUAUUGGAGACAUUGCAUUUGCAUAUCCCUACUCUGUAAUUCUCCU